Messenger RNA from Neltuma alba, 1516 nucleotides. RefSeq names its product exosome complex component RRP42. The transcript is spliced from 8 exons. Gene Ontology annotation, cellular component: cytoplasmic exosome (RNase complex); nuclear exosome (RNase complex). Lineage: Eukaryota; Viridiplantae; Streptophyta; Magnoliopsida; Fabales; Fabaceae. The record is from RefSeq and is a predicted model, not a curated record. Bases 387 to 1247 code for a protein of 286 amino acids. Gene Ontology annotation, molecular function: mRNA 3'-UTR AU-rich region binding. Gene Ontology annotation, biological process: U4 snRNA 3'-end processing; nuclear polyadenylation-dependent rRNA catabolic process; exonucleolytic trimming to generate mature 3'-end of 5.8S rRNA from tricistronic rRNA transcript (SSU-rRNA, 5.8S rRNA, LSU-rRNA).
GCAGCGGAUGGUUAGGGAAAAGAAAAGAAGCCGCGUCCCUGGUUCUUUUGUUCGCCGCUCUGCCCGCUCACUCGAAGUCUCCACUGUCUAGCGAUAGCAGCGACUCCCUCCUCUCUCCCCAUCUCUCUGCAAUCUCCAUCUCUCAUUUCAGUUCAAGCUUUCGAUUGCUCACUCCGUCUCACGUCCGUCAUCUAUCUCAGACGGGAACACAUCAACGCGAGUGCACACUAACUCUCGUCUACCUCGUCCGUCUGUCCUCCUUAAUUCUUUCUCAGUCUCCCCGCGCCACUCGUUUCAGGUGCUCUCUCUGUCUCUCGUCGAUUUCAUCUCAGAUUUCCAGUCUGUACUAGUGUCAAAGGUUUCGCACAACUUUUGUAUGUGCAAGAAUGGUGGGUCUAUCCCUUGGAGAAAAGCAAUUCAUACAAGGUGGUAUUGCUCAGGACAUCCGCUCUGAUGGUAGAAAGAGGCUGACGUAUCGACCCAUCUAUGUUGAAACCGGUGUUAUUCCUCAGGCAAAUGGUUCAGCAAGAGUCAGAAUGGGUGCCACCAAUGUCAUUGCCAGUGUGAAGGCUGAAUUAGGAAAGCCAAGCUCAUUGCAACCUAACAUAGGGAAAGUCUCUAUACAUAUCGAUUGCAGCCCCACUGCAGCACCAGCUUUUGAGGGUAGAGGAGGUGAGGAAUUGUCAACAGAACUGUCAAAUGCUCUUCAACGGUGUCUCUUGGGUGGUAAAAGUGGAGCAGGUGCUGGAAUUGAUCUCUCCUCGCUGGUGGUUGUGGAGGGAAAAAUUUGUUGGGAUCUUUACAUUGACGGGCUCGUUGUCAGCUCAGAUGGAAAUUUGUUGGAUGCUCUAGGAGCUUCCAUUAAGGCUGCUUUGAGCAAUACGGGCAUCCCAAAAGUCCAGGUCGCUGCAGGUGCAUCAAGUGAUGAGCAACCAGAAGUUGACAUUAGCGAUGAAGAGUUUCUGCAGUUUGACACAUCUGCAGUCCCUGUUAUAGUUACCCUGACUAAGGUAGGUAGGCACUAUAUUGUUGACGCCACUUCAGAAGAGGAAUCACAAAUGAGUUCUGCUGUAUCCAUUUCUGUUAAUAGGAAAGGGAACAUCUGUGGUAUAACUAAACGAGGAGGUGCAGGGUUGGAUCCUAGCAUCAUUCUUGAUAUGAUAUCUGUGGCCAAGCAUGUGAGCGAGCAGCUAAUUAACAAGUUGGAUUCGGAAAUAGCUGCUGCUGAAGCUGAAGACGAGUCCUGACAUCCUUGGAACAUUAAUUUUUAAGUGAUUAACUUCCCUCCGUUCCUUUAGCCUAAGCCAUUCACAAGGUUAAGUGUAUUUCAUAGCUGAGCAAAAGAUUUCUCUUGGUUACAUAGCUCAACAAAAAGUCAAUGUUGUUAGUAGUUACAAGAUAGCAACUAAAGAAGCUGAAGACCGGUUAUUACAUACCAUGGAGUCUUCAAUCUUGUGUAAGCUAUAUACUUAGAUAGCUGGCAUUAAUCUUUAAGCGAUCGACUUCAGUUUAUGUA